ACAGCAAAAUAAUUUUGCCCUAACCUUCCUCUUCCUCCCGCUCUCUCGCGUUACUCUCCCAGUCUGCGACAGCCUCCUCAUACCCUCUCUGCUUCUUCCUUUCUCAUCCACCAUCGCAGCCAGAAGCCGACUGGAAUAUCGACGCUACAUCUUCAGUCCUCUUGUCACCAUUUCGUGGUAUAAAAAGUAGGUUGUGCAGAUAGAAAGAAACCAGAGAUGAGUAUUGGUGGUGAAAAAGGAUCUGUGUCAACAAAGACACCAGCGGACUUUCUCAAAUCAAUUCGGGGCCGUCCCGUAGUUGUGAAACUCAAUUCUGGUGUUGACUACCGAGGUAUUCUUGCCUGUUUGGAUGGAUACAUGAACAUAGCAAUGGAGCAGACCGAAGAAUACGUAAAUGGGCAGUUGAAAAACAAAUAUGGCGAUGCUUUCAUCCGUGGGAAUAACGUUUUGUACAUCAGUACUUCGAAGAGGACAGAAGGGUCUUCUUAGCGUAGCUAAGACUCCCGACGGGAAAUGCCACAUCCUUUGCAGUACGUGAUGUUCCUUCAGUCUCAUGCUGUAAAGUGAGAGAUCAAUCGGAAUUGGAAACUCAUCAUUGAAAUUGUAAUGUACAAUGACGUAGAAUCCACCCAUGGCGCUAUGCUGUUAUUGUUCUUGUGAACAACUUCGACAAAGAAAAAAAAAAACUUGUUUAGUUGGAAAUGGAAUGCACAUUAUGAACCUUUGGUUUUUUCUUAUUGAAUUGCUAAUCUGAUUUUCCCUCGUGUUUUUUA
Molecule: messenger RNA, 773 nt
Organism: Cucurbita maxima (winter squash)
Lineage: Eukaryota; Viridiplantae; Streptophyta; Magnoliopsida; Cucurbitales; Cucurbitaceae
Product: U6 snRNA-associated Sm-like protein LSm6
Exons: 4
Coding region: 217-489 (90 amino acids)
Biological process (GO): mRNA splicing, via spliceosome; maturation of SSU-rRNA
Cellular component (GO): nucleolus; sno(s)RNA-containing ribonucleoprotein complex; U4/U6 x U5 tri-snRNP complex
Molecular function (GO): RNA binding
Source: RefSeq, a predicted model, not a curated record